Bombus terrestris (buff-tailed bumblebee) is the source of this 1923-nucleotide messenger RNA. Its product is annotated as serine/threonine-protein phosphatase 2A regulatory subunit B'' subunit gamma. Gene Ontology annotation, biological process: B cell homeostasis; T cell homeostasis; microtubule cytoskeleton organization. NCBI's taxonomy places the organism in Eukaryota, Metazoa, Arthropoda, Insecta, Hymenoptera, Apidae. The transcript is spliced from 7 exons. Bases 239 to 1582 code for a protein of 447 amino acids. Gene Ontology annotation, cellular component: spindle; centrosome. The record is from RefSeq and is a predicted model, not a curated record.
AAUAGUAUUUAUACUUACUAAUAACUAACUCAUGAAUAAAGUUUUACAAACGAACAUAAAUUUGUUUGCAUUGUAAUAUACUUUUUACGUUUAUGUUUAUAUUGGAACCGUAAAUAUACAUUGUGGUAUACAUAAUUUGUGAAAAAGAUCAGCUGGAAUGUAAGUUGCAAGAUAGCAAGUGUUUGUAUCAUGACUAUAGAAUCUAACCUUAGUUACGAAUCAUUCAAAACAAAAACAAAUGGAGCUAGAGACAGUACUUCGAAAAUAUGCAACAGUGAAUAAAUUAGAAAUAAAAUCGGAAGAAAAUGAACAAAAGGAAGAUGAAUACUUUCAAAAGAUAUACGAACAAUGGAAGGGCGCCAAAGCUAAAGACAAAGAUUUAACUUAUAAAGUGAUUCCCAAAUUCUAUUUUAAGCUACCUAAAGAAGACGAAAUUUUGCCACAAAAAUUACGGGAAGAAACGCGAGCAUUAUUUUUACAAAGACGUUCCAGACAAUUGUUAGAUAACAACGAGCUUAAAGCAUUGUGGGUGUUAUUAGAUAAACAUCAUAGUCCACCUUUAUCAGGAGAAGAGCAAUUAAUUAAUUAUGAAGACUUUAAGAAAGUUGGUAAAUUAGCUGGGACAAAAUGUAGUCCAUAUUUUACUGCAGUUGUAUUUGCGAAAUUACAACAAGGUGAUCCUCAUGGUAGAAUUAGUAUAAUGGCAUUGUUUAACUAUGUUAUGAGGAAGGUUUGGUUACAUCAAACAAGAAUUGGUCUUUCUUUGUAUGAUGUUACUGGCCAAGGGUAUCUUAGAGAAUCAGAUUUAGAGAACUAUAUUUUAGAAUUAAUUCCAACAUUACCUCAGCUUGAAGGACUUGAAAAAUCAUUUCAUUCGUUUUAUGUUUGUACAGCAGUGAGGAAAUUUUUAUUUUUUCUCGAUCCUCUCAGAACUGGUAGAGUCAGAAUACAGGAUAUUCUAGCAUGUAGUUUUCUUGAUGAUCUCUUAGAAUUAAGAGAUGAAGAUUUACCUAAAGACUUGCAAGAAGCAAAUUGGUUUUCAGCUCCAUCAGCUCUUAAAGUUUAUGGACAAUAUUUAAAUCUUGAUAGAGAUCAUAAUGGGAUGCUCAACAAAGAAGAACUUGCAGGGUAUGGUACAGGAACAUUAACUGGAGUAUUUUUGGAAAGAGUAUUUCAAGAAUGCUUAACAUAUGAAGGAGAAAUGGAUUAUAAAACAUACCUAGACUUUGUUUUAGCGUUAGAAAAUCGGCACGAGCCUCAAAGCUUACAUUAUCUGUUUAGAAUUCUUGAUAUUAAUAAUCGUGGUUAUUUGGAUACUUUCUGCCUUAAUUAUUUUUUCCGCGCUAUACAAGAACAAAUGACAAUGCAUGGUCAAGAACCAGUAAGUUUUGAGGAUGUUAAAGAUGAAAUAUUCGAUAUGGUAAAACCAGCAGAUCCAUGUAAAAUUACAUUACAGGAUUUAUUGUCCUGUGGACAGGGCGAUACAAUGGUCAGUAUUUUGAUAGAAUUCCAUGGUUUUUGGGCAUAUGAAAACCGUGAAGCCAUGGCAGCUGAUACCGGAGAUGAAUCAUCUCAUGUUUAAAAGAUAAAGCUUCAUAAAAUAGAACACAUUCCUAUCUUCACAGAUUAAAUAUAUCUACAAUCAUGAAUAAUAUUUCAGAGAAGAAGAAAAUAGUUAUUUUCCUAACUCUAUAUUACAAUACAAAUUUUAAAAAUAUAUAUAAAAGUAUUUAAAUACAUUAAAUGAAAUAUUAUCCGUAACAAUUUGAAUAAAAAUAUUUUGUUACAAGGUGCUAUUUGCUUUAUUCAUUUAGUAUUAAUUUCUAAUAUUCAACAAAGAUGAAUUUUAUAUACAAGUAUUUAAAUACAUUAAAUGGAGUAUUAUCUGUAACAAUUUUAAUAAGAAUAUUUUGUUACAAAGUG